UUUGCCCCUCACCCUGUAAAUUUCUGGCUCCGCGCCUGGCUGCAGCCGAGCUCGUCCUCAAGACUCACGACCUCAUCUUUGCUAGCAGGCCUCCCAUCGAGGCCGGCGUAUACAUAGCCUACGAGCAGAGAGACAUCGCUUUCGGGCCGUACGGCCCGUUCUGGCGCGACAUGCGGAAACUCUGCACCUUGAAGCUGCUGAGCAAUCAGAAGAUCAGCCAGUUCCAGCCCAUGAGGCGGGCCGAGCUCGGGCUGCUCGUUGCUUCCCUCGUACGUGCUGCUGAGAGGCGGGAAGCCGUGGAUCUCAGCGCCCGGGUUUCUGCUCUCAGCGGCGACAUGAAUUUCUUGAUGAUAUUUGGGAAGAAAUAUUCAACCAUGGAGGAGAUAGGGUUCAAAGAUGUGAUUAGGGAAACAAUGGAGAUUUUUGGAAAAUUCAAUCUAGCUGACUAUUUUCCAUACAUUGGCAUGCUUAAUCUUCAGGGAUUACAUGGCAAGAUGAAGAGACUGAGCAACAUUUUUUAUGGGAUUUUGGAGGAAAUAAUUGAUGAUCAUAUGAAGACGAAGCAGAAGAAGCCGGCUGCCGACAUUGUUGAUACACUCAUGGAGAUUAUGGAAUCCGGACAAGCAGGAUUCGAAUUCAACCGCCGCCAUGUCAAGGCUGUUCUUUACGAUAUGAUCGUAGGAGGGAUGGAUACCUCAUCAACGACACUCGACUGGGGAAUGUCGGAGCUAAUGAAACAUCCAGCAGUGAUGAGGAAACUCCAUUGGAUCAAAUGGUUGAAGAAUCACAUCUCGAAAAACUCCAAUACUUGGACUGCGUGGUCAAGGAAGCCAUGCGUCUCCAUCCCGUGGCGCCCUCUUAGUCCCUCACGAAUCCAUGGAGGAUUGUGAGGGCAAGAGUCAUCGUGAACGUGUGGGCUAUUGGGAGGGAUCCGGAUGUUUGGGCUACCCAGACUCUUUUACACCAGAGAGGUUUGUUGGCAGCGAGAUAGACCUGAGAGGCCGCCAUUUUGAGUUGCUACCGUUUGGAUCGGGUAGGCGGGGCUGUCCCGGGUUGCAGUUAGGACCGACGGUGGUUAAAUUGGUGCUUGCGCAGUUGGUGCAUUGCUUUGAUUGGGAGCUUCUAGAUGGGAUGAAAGCAAGUGAAGUGAACAUGACUGAGAAUUUGGUAUUGUUACUUCUAGAGCUAAGCCUCUUGUGGCUGUGCCUACUUGUCGUUUGCAUAAAUAUUGAAUUAAUUGUGUUAUUAUUGCUACUUUAUGGCACGUGGAAUAAAAUAAAACACUAACA
Salvia hispanica is the source of this 1289-nucleotide messenger RNA. RefSeq names its product cytochrome P450 71AU50-like. Gene Ontology annotation, molecular function: iron ion binding; heme binding; oxidoreductase activity, acting on paired donors, with incorporation or reduction of molecular oxygen. The record is from RefSeq and is a predicted model, not a curated record. Lineage: Eukaryota; Viridiplantae; Streptophyta; Magnoliopsida; Lamiales; Lamiaceae.